Molecule: messenger RNA, 3799 nt
Organism: Arabidopsis lyrata subsp. lyrata
Lineage: Eukaryota; Viridiplantae; Streptophyta; Magnoliopsida; Brassicales; Brassicaceae
Product: disease resistance protein RPS4
Exons: 5
Coding region: 115-3723 (1202 amino acids)
Biological process (GO): defense response; signal transduction
Molecular function (GO): ADP binding
Source: RefSeq, a predicted model, not a curated record
AACCCAUAAUUUUUUUCAAAAAUGAACCCAUAAUUUAAAAGCCCCUUAAAGUAGUAAAUCCAUUUAGAGAAUAAAAGCCCAUUCGGAGUAGUAGAGCCCCAUAUGGAGAAGUAGAUGCUGUUGUCGUUCAUUGCCGAGACAUCCAUAUUCCAUAGUUGCUGUUGUCGUUCAUUAGACCCAUCGAUCAUGUUGGCCUCCGCUACUUUCUCCGUCGAACUACCUCCGCAGCAUCAAGUUUUCAUGAAUUUUCGAGGGAAGCAAUUGCGGAAGGGUUUUGUCAGCCAUCUAGAGAAGGCCUUGAAAAGGGAUGGAAUCAACGCCUUUAUCGACGAAGAUGAAACUAGAGGUAAUGAUCUCAGCAUCCUCUUUUCCAGAAUUGAUGAGUCGAGGAUCGCGCUCGCGAUCUUCUCGAGCAUGUAUACGGAGUCAAAUUGGUGUUUAGACGAGCUGGUGAAAAUAAAGGAGUGCGUUGACUUGGGCAAACUUGUUGUAAUUCCCAUCUUCUACAAGGUGGAAACAGACGAUGUGAAAAAUCUAAAGGGAGUCUUUGGUGACAAGUUUUGGGAAUUGGUUAAGACAUGUAAUGGUGAAAAGCUCGAUAAGUGGAAAGAAGCUUUAAAGGUUGUCACAAACAAGAUGGGCUUCACGUUAGGCGAAAUGAGCAAUGAAGGUGAAUACGUUGAGAAAAUUGUAAGGCAAGUCAUAGAAGUGCUAUCUAAUGUUUCGACGGAUCUGAAAAGAGAAGUCCCCAUUGACGACCCUUCUGCAGGAGAAGGAGAAACGCCUGAAGCUGCUCCUGACUCGCUUCCUCAUCUGUUUGGCAUCAACACACGACUUCAGCAGUUGGAAGAGAAGUUAGAUUUUGAGUGCAAGAGUACGCUUAUUAUUGGUGUUGUUGGGAUGCCGGGUAUUGGUAAGACCACCCUGACGAGUAUGUUGUAUGAAAAUUGGCAAGGCGGGUUCCUAAGCCGUGCCUUUCUUCAUGAUGUCAGUCAAAUGUCGAAACGCUACACUAAACGGCAAAUGAGGAACAUUCUCAUGACGGAGUUGUUGAAGGAAGUUGACUUGAAGCAAAAAGUCGCUGACAUGUCGCCUAAAUCCUUGAAGGCACACCUGCUCAGUAUGAAAUCUCUUAUUGUUCUUGAUAAUGUGAGUGACAAGAAACAGAUCAAGGAUCUUCUCGAGGAAGAUGACUGGAUUAAGAUAGGUAGCAGAAUUAUUUUCACGACAAGCGACAUCUCAGUGAUCGAGGGGAUGGUCGAUGACACAUAUGAGGUCCAAAGAUUGACUGGCAGAGACAGCUUUGACUACUUCAGCCAUUUUGCCUUUAAUUUUAAACUUCCUACUCCGGAGGGUAAUUUCAUUAAUCUUUCUAGAUUGUUUGUGGAUUAUGCCAAAGGAAACCCAUUAGUUCUCAAGAUAUUGGGUGUCGAGCUUAGUGGAAAAAAAGAGAAAUACUGGACAGAUAAGCUUCGCGAGUUGGCAGAAAGUCCCAUUAAGAAGUUACAAGAUGUCUUGCGGAUUAGCUAUGAUGGACUAGGUCAGCUUCAAAAAGAUGUGUUUCUCGAUGUCGCGUGUUUCUUUAGAUCAGGGGAUGAUUAUUACGUGAGGUGUUUAGUGGAGUCUUGUGACACUGAGCCCAUUGAUGGUGUGAGUGAAAUAAAGGAUCUUGCCAGUAAAUUCUUGAUAAACAUUUCUGGCGGGCGAAUGGAGAUGCAUGAUUUACUGUAUACAUUUGGCAAGGAACUUGGUUCACAAUCACAAGGGUUGCGUAGGCUGUGGAACCAUAUACUCAUUGUUGGUGCGCUGAAGAAAAGAGCGGGAGCAGACAGUGUGAGAGGUAUUUUUCUCGACAUGUUUGAACUGAAGAAGGAACUUCCUUUGGAAAAAUGUACCUUCACUGAGAUGCGUAAUCUUAGGUACCUCAAAUUCUAUAGUUCUCGUUGUCAUCAGGAAGGCGAAGCUGACUGCAAAAUAAACUUCCCUGAGGGAGUUGAGUUUUCUUUGGAUGAAGUACGAUAUCUUUAUUGGCUAAAAUUCCCUUUGGAGAAACUUCCAAAAGACUUCAACCCCAAGAAUCUUACCGACCUUAACCUGCCUUACAGCGAGAUUGAAGAGGUCUGGGAGGGUCUUAAGGAUACACCAAAGUUGAAGUGGGUUGAUCUUAGCCACUCAAGCAAGUUAUGUAAUCUAACAGGGUUGCUAAAUGCUAAAAGUCUCCAAAGAUUGAAUCUUGAAGGCUGCACGAGUUUGGAGGAGUUGCCUAGUGAGAUGAAAAGUUUGGAGAACCUUGUUUUCCUCAACAUGAGAGGAUGCACGAGUCUCCGGGUUCUUCCGCAUAUGAAUCUGAUCUCUAUGAAAACUCUCAUCCUUACCAACUGCUCAAGCCUUGAGGAAUUCCAGGUGAUUUCAGAUAAUAUAGAAACUCUAUACUUAGAUGGAACUGCAAUUGUUCAACUUCCUCCAAACAUGGUGAAGCUCCAGAGACUGAUUGUAUUGAACUUGAAAGACUGCAAAAUGUUGAGGGCAGUUCCACAAUGCCUGGGGAGGCUGAAAGCUCUGCAAGAACUGGUGCUAUCUGGUUGUUCAACCCUCAAGACUUUUCCAGUUCCCAUUGAAAACAUGAAAUGUUUGCAGAUUUUAUUGCUGGACGGGACAGAAAUUAAAGAAAUCCCAAAGAUAUUGCAGUACAAUAGCUCAAAAGUGGAAGAUCUACGCGAAUUAAGACGUGGUGUGAAAGGCCUAUCCUCAUUGCGACGUCUAUGCUUAAGUAGGAAUGGUAUGAUCAGCAAUCUGCAAAUCGACAUCAGUCAGCUAUAUCAUCUGAAAUGGCUUGACCUGAAGUACUGCAAGAAUCUCACAUCAAUUUCAUUGCUUCCACCAAAUCUAGAGAUUUUAGAUGCACAUGGCUGCGAGAAACUGAAAACAGUUGCCUCCCCCAUGGCCCUUCCCAAGCUUAUGGAGCAGGUUCGGUCUAAAUUCAUUUUCACCAACUGCAACAAACUGGAACAAGUUGCAAAGAAUAGCAUCACAUUGUAUGCUCAAAGGAAAUGCCAGCUAGAUGCACUUAGAUGCUAUAAAGAGGGAACUGUUUCAGAAGCUUUGCUCAUCACUUGUUUUCCAGGAAGUGAAGUACCUUCAUGGUUCAACCAUCAAACAUUCGGAUCCAAACUAAAGCUUAAGUUCCCGCCACAUUGGUGUGACAACGGGCUUUCAACAUUAGUUUUAUGCGCUGUUGUCAAAUUCCCCCGGGAUGAAAUCAACCGUUUCUCAAUAGAUUGCACUUGUGAGUUCAAAAACGAGGUUGAGACAUGUAUACGUUUCAGUUGCACUCUUGGUGGAGGUUGGAUCGAAUCACGGAAGAUUGAUUCGGACCAUGUGUUUAUAGGUUACACCAGUUCCUCACACAUAACAAAACAUCUAGAAGGGUCAUUGAAGUCGCAAGAACAUCAUAAAUAUGUUCCUACUGAGGCUUCAAUCGAAUUUACAGUGAGACAUGGAGCAGGUGAGAUUGUGAAUUGUGGUUUAAGUUUGGUGUACGAGGAACCAAACCAUGUCGUUGUUGAAGGGAAUUGUAAUGGAACUUCUUCAAGAAGAGAGGUGUCCGUUGGAGAGAGCAUAUUGAGCUUUGCUGCUGGGUAUUUGUCCAAUGUUUUAAGGUUUAUGUGGCUAGGUGUUGUUUUCUUUAUGGUUUAUGGGUUUGCUAGAUUUUUUGUUAGAUAACUUGUUUUGUCACCAUUAAAUAUUACUUGAUUAUGUUUUAUACAUUAAAGAUUUAUCUUUUGAAAUUUGUUACUAA